Messenger RNA from Petromyzon marinus (sea lamprey), 1635 nucleotides. The record is from RefSeq and is a predicted model, not a curated record. Lineage: Eukaryota; Metazoa; Chordata; Hyperoartia; Petromyzontiformes; Petromyzontidae.
GUCGUUUCUCGACGCCUCUCUACACAGCAGCAGCAGCGUUUUGCAAUGCGAGGCUCUCUUGAGAGUUGCAGUGCCGUACAACUCCAAAGUACGUGAGGCAACCAAGAACAGAAUAAGUCUGAGAGGAGAUGGAGCGAUGAAAUCAUCCCGUGUGCAGAUGCUUGCAAAGAAUGCAGCAAAACAUCGAGGCCUGUAAAUUAAGGUCGCACUGUCUGGAUUCAUAUUUUGAGCUGGACACGAGCUGGACAAGCGACGGAGGAGUUUGAGCAUCUGCGGCGUGGAGAGCGGAGUAUCAUGACCUCGCGGAGAAACCCAACGGGGCUCACGAUGGGAGUAAAACUUCUCCUCAUGAUCUCUUUACUGCACAAAUUGUCUCUUGCCAAGGAGUGCGGUGAUGGAUUCUACAAAUCACAACGAGGCAUCUGUUGUGAGCUGUGCCCUGCAGGGACAUACAAGAUGUUCGACUGUGCAGCUAAUAAAAGGAGAGCGAGGUGUGAUCUAUGCCCUGAGGGCAGCUUCAUGAGCAGAGUCAACCAUGAGGAGAAGUGUGCACCGUGCAGCAGUUGCGGACAAGAUGAGGAGGUGGCUCACAACUGCUCCGUGGCCCAGGACACCGUGUGUCAGUGCAUUCAGGGGCUCAAGAGAGACCCUGGCUCAGGGAUUUGUCUCCAUGAAAAGCCCCACACAGAUGUUUGUUUCUCAUCCUUUGGGAAACUACACUGCACCUGCAGCAGCUAUAGUUUUGGGGUCUAUCCUUGGACUGGUACUGUCUGCAUUUAGUCUCUUUCUACUAAAGACAAAACGGAAAUGGCUGACUUUGAAAAAAACAUCGGAGCAUUAUGGCAUUGCUUAUAGAAAGAAUAAUGAUGAAGGCGAAGAACUUGCUGCUCUUGUGUUCAUUGAAGUUCAGGGGAGCCAGAAGAGUGAAACAAUGAAACUCAUCCGAGAGAACCAAGAGAAUCUCAAGGCCUGGAUCGGAGUAGAUCCCUCACACCUCCUGGAGCAUCUCAAGGACUAUGAGUGGAUUCCUCACCACGUUUACAACGCAGCCAGGAAGAGGCACGGAGAGGAGUGUGUGGAGCACAUACUGGACCACUUCUUAAAAAAAGGAGACACAGGCUGUAAGGAACUGUGGGAAGCACUCUUCUUUGUGAGGAAGCACUAUUUGCAGCUGUGGAGGUGGCUUCACAACCGAGGUGACGCAAUACAGUGCAUUCGAGAGAAUAAGUCAGCUCUGAAGCUGUGGAUCAGUAGGGACCCACACCAUCUCCUACAGCAUCUGAAAAGACAAACAUUCAUCCCUAAUGCAGUCUUCGCUAAAGCCAAGGGCAUGAAUGGCGGCGAGAAGGGUGCAGAGCUACUUCUAAAUUACUUCAUCAAGAGAGGCAAUGAUGAUUGCCUCCAGCUGCUGAUUUCCCUGCAAGCCGUGCAAGAUGAGUAUCCUGAAGUCAAACAGUGGCUGGGCUCUCUUGGUAAGAAAUUAUUUUAUUUAUAAUGCCUUACACCUCUUUCAUGUAAACAACGGGAAAGAUGAUCAUUUGGAGGACAAGCAGACAAUCGUAACUCUGCCACAGCAGCCCUGUAAUCUUAACACGUAGGUUUUUGCAACAUCAUGAUUCAUUUUGAUUUAAAGCU